AUCGUCCUCGAUAGUAUAAGUAGAAAGACGCGCCCUCGUUCCCAGCGUGACCCUGCUUUCUUCCGUUGAAAAGAGAUCAAACCAAAAAUCGCAUCAUCAAUUCUUCCUUGAUCAAAUCGAACAGAUUCAUUGCCGAUUUCCCUUGUGAGCAUUGUCGUCAUAACAACUACGUCUGUAUGAUGAGCGAGGAUAAAGUAAAAUGUGCCGCUUGCACUCGUCGUGGCCGUCCGUGUGAACGCCGGUUUCAUAGUGAAAAAGAAUGGAAUGAUUUGAAAAAUGCCGAGGAUAAAGUGAAGUCUGAACUUGAAGAGGCCAAGAUUAAGUUAGAAAAAGCUUUCAUGGCUCAACAAGAGUUGUUUAUCAAAGUUCGUCGUUUGCGGAAACAAAAGGAUUUCCUUAAAGAGCGUGGUAUGAGUAUGCAGUCUCAUAAUCAGAAAAUGUUGGAGAUUCUGGAUUCCAAGAAUCCUCCUUCUGAGGCCGAAGUGGCUGCUGCUGAUGCUGAGAUUAUGAGAGAACAACUGGAAUCCCGUGCUCUUGCUGCGACCGUCGAGGAGUUUGAUGCGUGGCUCGCCAGUUCUGAACAAUUUCCCUCCGGUUCGUUGGAUGCCGUUGGCAAUACCUCUCUAGAACUUCCUCAGCUCCAACAAGGUUCUCAAUAAGUUCCCAGGUGCUUUCCUUGGUGCUGUAGUCCUUCCACUUGACUAGGUAAUAGAAUUUUCCGUCUGGUGAUUCUUUCUCCGCUAAUAUGCUUUCAACUUCAUAGGUUUCUUGUUCGAUAGUGAUUUCCUCCUGUGUUUUAGCGUUCUGUGGUGCUGGUUCCAAUAAUGAGAUAUGAAAAAUUGGAUGUACUCUCAUAGUAUUGGGUAGUUUCAGUUUGUAGUUGACU
Messenger RNA from Talaromyces stipitatus ATCC 10500, 886 nucleotides. RefSeq lists its product as uncharacterized. NCBI's taxonomy places the organism in Eukaryota, Fungi, Ascomycota, Eurotiomycetes, Eurotiales, Trichocomaceae. The coding region runs from base 177 to 659 and encodes 160 amino acids. The transcript is spliced from 2 exons. The record is from RefSeq and is a predicted model, not a curated record.